Messenger RNA from Topomyia yanbarensis, 4317 nucleotides. RefSeq lists its product as uncharacterized. The transcript has 6 exons. The coding region runs from base 319 to 4104 and encodes 1261 amino acids. Gene Ontology annotation, molecular function: acyltransferase activity, transferring groups other than amino-acyl groups. Lineage: Eukaryota; Metazoa; Arthropoda; Insecta; Diptera; Culicidae. The record is from RefSeq and is a predicted model, not a curated record.
AUUGUCGCUGUCAUUCGCUCGAAAAAGACACACGCGAUCACACGGGCCCGUUCGGAGCGCGCGCAUUCUCUCGCUCGGUCAUAAUUUUAGUUAUUUAAGGAAAUUUUGAAUUUAAUUUUUCACGGUGGCGAUUUUUUAACUUUCACGCAGUAGGUAGUUUUGUUUUUGAUUUGGUUCGUAUGCAGGUGCAUUGAGUGAUAGCAUUUUCCAUCAAAGCAACCGUUUGCCGAUCGGUUGUUAGGUUUUAUGUGUGGCGAAGCUCAUGAAAGCAAUGAAAAGUUUGACAAAAAGUGAAGAAGGUUAAAAAGGUGAUCAAAAAUGGCCGUUCUGUUCCGUCCUUGGUUCCUAGCGCUACUGACUGUCUGGGUGUUUUGUGUGAUCGCCUCCGGUGACGGUUUCCGGUUGCGUGACUUUGGAGUGGACGAUGAAGACCGGGUGGCGGUGGCUGUGUCGAAGCGGAAAAUUCAACACCGGGCUGCUGUCAUUGCGGAAGUCGCGGCGAAGAAACGAAUUGUUGUGGAUGAUGAUGAUGAUGAUGAUGAUGAUGAUGACGAUGACGACGGAGACAGUCGCGACGACAACGACGACGACGAUGUUGAUGAGGAACGAGCAGCUGAGACUAAAUACAAGUUCGAGAGAGUAAGGAGAAGCUACAGGACUUCGUCCCCGGAUGAGAGAAAAAGGGAGGAAAUGCGUAAAUUUGUAGUUGAGGAUAAAGAGGAUAAGGAUAAAUUUAGGAAGCUUAGAAUUGAAUCUGCUAAAACGAUGAAGGAUGAUGAUGAUGAUGAAGACGAUGACGAUGAUGAUGAUGAUGAGGAAGAGGAAGCAGAAAACUCAAUUUAUAAUUUGUAUGGUAUAAUUGGGUCUAAAAAAUCGAAACAUCCUGACGCAGCAGAUAAGUCGCAAGAUAAAUCAAAGAGUCAACAAUCGAACGGUGAAGUCGAUGACGACGACGACGACGACGACGGCGACGACAACGACAAUGAAAAGGAAAGUGGAGGAUUGUUUAGUUGGUUCACCGGAUCAUCCAGCAAAGGCUCGGGUAAGGACGAAGCGGAUGAAAAGGAUGACGACAACUCGGACGACGAAGACGACAAGCAAGAAAAAUCUGAAGGCUUUUUCGCCUGGUUAAAGGACUUGGCGGACUGGGAAGAUGAUUCCGAUAAUGAACACGCUAACAAAGACGACACAGAUGAAGACAAGGAAAAGGAAAACCCUUUGAUCAAUCUAGUAAAUAGUUUCCUCAGCACGGACACGGAAGAAACCAGCGAAGAAAUUAAAUUCCGCCGAAUUGAGUCUGAAGAAGACGACAAUAGCGCCGAAAAGACCUCAACCAAGAAGCCCAAACCGAAGAAACCCAAGGAGUCAAAAAUUGUCCAGCUGAUGAAUAGCAGUCCGUUGAACUCUUUGUUCAGUUCGGGAGACCUUCCGGCGGAAUCCACCAUCGAAACUGACCCGAAAAAGAUCAAGAAACUUCAGCAGACACCUUCGAAAGUGGUCAAACAGCGCAUCGAAAUUUCCCCGGAAGAUUUCGAGUCGCUACUGCUCCGAAUUCCAUCCUUCGUCCCAGAUUAUGCGCGUCUCAAGAACACCGAAUGCCGUCGCCAAGGACAGAUCUUCCAACGUCAGCUGCGUGGAAAGCGUCUGUGGGCUCUGCAAAUGAUUGACGCCAGUGCCAAGCUAACGUCCGGACUGUUGCGUGGUAACGCCAACCAACUGGGUGACUACGAUUUGUGUACUGGCAUCGCGACCAAGAUUAAGGUUAAAGCUGAUGAACAGGUUCGUAUGCGGGGAAAAUACUGUUUGGCACAUAUCGACGUAGUCGCCGAGGACGACGAUCUGAAGCUGCCGGUACAUUUGCUGCAAGGUCGAGGUUUCAUCAAGAGCACGCUGAAUGAUCCGGAUCAUUUCCUGCCCCGCUUCACCACGAUCAAUUGGGGAAUUUGUUUACCAGCGGCCUGUAGCUACGAGGACGCCGGAAGCAUUGUGAAGCACUUCGUUAAACCGUACAACACUACCGGCAUCAAACUGUUCCUGGAGAUCGAGGAAGGCAAUUGUCACGUGCGGCAAACCGCUAGCUGGCCGAAGCUGUUCAAGGAUAACUGGCAGUUGGUCGCUGCGCUAGGCUUCUACACGUUCGUGCUGGUAAUUACCGUAGUUGCAUCAUUCAACGAUUUUGGCGUUAUCAAGAUAGAACCACAUGCGAAUGACAAAGGCGGCGAAGAGAUGUCGCCCGAUACGAACCUGCUCCAUCAAAUUCUGAUGUCGUUCUCGGUGAAACGAAGUCUUCGGCAGCUUGUUGGUGGUGAAGAUGAAACCCUCGCCGGCAAACAGGUCAUUGGUUGCCUAUCCGGGCUCCGUGCCCUGGCAACGGUGGUUCUGUUCGGUGCUCUACGAUUGAUCCCGCUGGGUUUCCAACCGUUCACUAAUCGGAACGAAUUCACCGAAAGUCUCAACUCACCGUGGAGUGUAUUUCUGCGGGUGUUGAUGCUUUACGCCGACGUUUAUCUGGUGGUCAGUGGUUUCCUGGCGUCCUUUCACAUGGUAGGGGAGUUCCAGCAGAAGCAGAAGGUGGCCUGGUUUAGAAGGAUUGUUGGGCGAUAUCUAAGACUUACGCUUCCGUUGAUACCGGUACUGAUCUUCUACUCCUGGAUCUGGGAACAUCUCGGCAAUGGACCCCAGUGGGGUGACGUUGUCGUGAAGAAUGCCAAUCUGUGUAAGUUCAACUUUUGGAAUAACAUGUUUUUCAUUCAAAACUGGUACCCCGUUGAGGAAGCGUGCGCUCCUCACACCUUCCAGCUGGCAACCGAAAUGCAGCUCUCCAUUAUCGCCCCCUUCCUGCUGAUUGUCCUGAGCAAGAGUCCCUUUUACGGCGUUUCCGCUUUCGUAGUUUUGAACGGAAUUUCCACGGCUAUACGAUUCGUAGCGACGACGGAGGAUCGACUGUCGCCGUACAUCUACCAUGGAAUUCGUCUGACCCAAAUCUACCGAUCCGUCAAUCUAAGCUUUUCGGAAACUCUUCACAGAGCUACUCCUUAUCUGGCCGGGUUCGGACUUGGUUACCUGUUGCGGGAAACUGAUCUACGGAAGCAUGACCGGGGAGUUAACUGGAGUGGCUGGAUCGGUAUGGCGAUCGCAUUCGGCUGGUGCUAUGGAUUUGUUUUGGAUAUUGCGGAAAAGGACUUUCAGUAUAAUUUGGGAGAUGCCGCUCAGUACGCGGCGUUGGCACCCCUUUCCUGGGCAUUAGGCGUUUGCUGGAUCAUCUAUUUUUGCGUCACAAACGAAGAUAGCCUGUUGAAUCGGUUGCUCAGCUGCCGACUGAUGAUUUUCCUGAGCAAAAUAUCGUACUCGAUAUCGUUGAUUCAAUUUCUGGUGUUCUUCUACUUUGCCGGAACAACUCGCGGCAGCGAAGUGUUUAGUCUGUCCGGAUUGCUUAAUCGAACGGAAAUCUGUAUUUUGCUUGUGGGAGCCACCGCUCUGGCGCUGCUCUAUGACCUACCGAUACAGAACAUUAAAACUAUUCUUGAUCGUUCCGGGAUUUUCGAUCGGAUGGAAAAGAAGGAUACCUCAGGAGAGACUCUGACGACAGCGGAGAAGGAAGAAGUGGUUCAAAACGGGAGCUCGUCUACGGAGAAAGCUGUGCAGGAGAAUGGUGUCGCUGAGAAAAAGGAAACGACCAAAAUGGAGGAGACGGUGGCGGAGGAACAUCAGGAGCCGUUUGUUAGUCCCUUUGAUGACCGGGAUGAGGAUACGUUUGUACGGCCAGUUUGGAAGAAGAGAACACCAUCGCCCACGAAGUCGUUUUGGGAUGACAUUGAGGAAAGUGACGCUCCAAAACCCGCCUACAAGGCUCCCUCACCUAGACGGCAAGUCGUGGAGGAGGAAGAAAUCGAGCUUGAAGAGGAAGAAGCACAAGACGAAGAAGAAGAGGAGGAGGAAGACGAUGAAGAAAUCGACGAGGAAAAGGAAGUCAUCAGAAGACCAGCAGAAAUACAAUCAAAAUCUAAAUCACCAACGAAGACAACGUCGAGAGACCCGCCUCCGACUAGUUCGUACAGCCCACCGCCUAGACGUCGCCAGUGGCGAUCUUGGGAGGCCGACUGAUCGUUUUCUAUCGUAGCCGAAGAAAAGACAGCUAGUUCGUUUCAUUUUCUAAACAAGUGCUAAGUAAAUUGUCUUUAUUGAAUCCGAAUGAAGCACAAUAAUGAGGGAGGGAGAUAUUCAUUGAAUAAUUGCUAUUUUCGGAUCAACCCCCACUCGCAUGCAACAAACCAACAAAAAACGAACGAAUUACAGCUAGGAAUUAUAAGACUAUAA